AGCUCUCUAAGCUUUCUUCUUCCUCCUCCUUCUCUUAACUUCCAACCUCACCGCCACAAGGAAAAAAAAAAGAGAUCCUCUCGAUCGUAAAAACCCUUAAUUAUAAAGUUUGUCUUUCGGACAUAUAUAAGAUAUAUAUACACACAUACAUAUAUAUAUAUAAGAGAUGGGAGGAUCAGCUGGUUCAUCGCCAUGUGCGUCUUGUAAACUGCUGAGACGCCGCUGCGCAAAGGACUGUAUUUUCGCUCCUUACUUCCCUCCCGACGAUCCUCACAAAUUCGCCAUCGUCCAUAAGGUCUUCGGCGCCAGUAACGUCAGCAAAAUGCUUCAGGAGCUCCCAGUUCACCAGAGAGUCGAUGCAGUGAACAGUCUAGUGUUCGAAGCCAACGCGCGAGUGAGAGACCCUGUCUAUGGCUGCGUGGGAGCUAUCUCGUAUUUACAGAAUCAAGUCUCGCAGCUUCAGAUGCAACUAGCUGUGGCUCAGGCCGAGAUCCUCUGCAUUCAGAUGCAGAACGAGCCGACCGUACAAUCUCAAGUACUUGUAGACCAAGACGACAAAUCCCUCUGGUACAACAACAACAGCCACUUGGGUUACGCUGUGUCUGGACAGUUCAGCACUAACUUAGCCUCUUCAAGCUCUAUAAUGCAAAUGCAAGACCCUCUGAAGCAAGAGUCUCUCUGGACUUAGCCAAAUUACUUAACUCAUCUUUGUCGGUCUAAUUUCCUCAGUGGAAAAGUUUCCCACAUGCGUCCGUUUCUUCUUACGUUUUUUGGCUUUGUGGUCCAGAGAGAGAGAGAGAGAGAGAGAGAGAGAGCAUGAAAUUAGAUGUCGUGUGUAAGAAAAGUUGUAAAAGUCAAAAGCCCGAGUGCAUGCAUGUGAUGAUCGGAUGUAGAGUGAGUUCCUUUGUUACGUUCAAAGCAGAAGCAGAGGCGUUAGAGAUCGUUUAA
Molecule: messenger RNA, 948 nt
Organism: Tarenaya hassleriana
Lineage: Eukaryota; Viridiplantae; Streptophyta; Magnoliopsida; Brassicales; Cleomaceae
Product: LOB domain-containing protein 12
Exons: 2
Coding region: 167-688 (173 amino acids)
Source: RefSeq, a predicted model, not a curated record